AGACGAUCAUUUUGGUAGCGCUCGCUACUAGCCUUUUAGUGUAAAGCCAGCGAACGAUGAGUGAUUUCAUUAAAAAGCGCCGUGAGAAAUCACAUAAACGCAAGAUGCUGCUUGCCCAAACCUUCGGUGUGUCGACCGUGGAGGACCUUAAGCAGGUGCUCGGCACGGAGGAUGAGUCACCAAUCAACAAAUCGCAGCGUUACGAGGACGAGGAAGCCACCAGAUCUUCCAAAAAGUCUCCUAGCGAAGGCCUGGUGUAUCGGGAUUCAUCAACGUUUCUCAAGGGCACACAAUCGUCCAAUCCGCACAAUGACUACUGCCAACACUUUGUGGACACUGGCCAACGGCCGCAGAACUUUAUUCGCGACGUCGGACUCGCGGACCGGUUCGAAGAGUACCCGAAGCUGCGCGAACUGAUACGACUGAAGGACGAGUUGAUCGCAGAAACGGCCACUCCGCCGAUGUAUCUGCGUGCCGAUCUGAAGACGUUUGAUCUUAAAAAUCUCGGUACAAAGUUUGACGUAAUUCUCAUCGAGCCACCGCUGGAAGAGUACGCACGUGGCGGAGCGGCGGUGGCGGCGGGUGCGCCACGUAACUUUUGGUCGUGGGAUGAAAUCCUCGCACUCGACAUCGGAGAAGUGGCCGCCCACCGGAGCUUCGUGUUUCUUUGGUGUGGCAGCUCGGAGGGCCUGGACAUGGGGCGUAACUGUCUGCGCAAAUGGGGAUUCCGGCGGUGCGAGGACAUCUGCUGGAUACGCACCAACAACGAGUCGCCCGGCCAUUCGAAAAUACUCGAGCCGAAGGCGGUGUUUCAGCGCACGAAAGAACACUGUCUGAUGGGCAUCAAGGGAACGGUGCGCCGCUCGACCGACGGCGACUUUAUUCACGCGAACGUCGACAUCGAUCUGAUCAUCUCGGAGGAGGCGGACUUCGGUAGUCUCGAGAAGCCGAUCGAAAUCUUUCACAUCAUCGAGCACUUUUGCCUCGGGCGGCGCCGGCUGCACAUUUUCGGCCGCGAUUCAACGAUACGGCCCGGCUGGGUCACGAUCGGCCCGGAACUCACGAACUCGAACUUUAACAGCGAGCUUUACGCGAACGCGUUCGAAGAAAACCCCACGACGGGCUGUACCGAACGGAUCGAGGCUUUGCGGCCAAAAAGCCCACCCCCGAACGGCAAGGUGAUGCGCGGUCGAGGGCGAGGCUUUCCCCGCAUUCGAGGAAGAAGCCGGCUAUAGGGCUAUCGGGGUCGGGCAAGUGGUGCCGCUCACGCGGGAUGAUGUACU
Messenger RNA from Anopheles cruzii, 1283 nucleotides. It is a transcript of the gene Mettl14, whose product is annotated as N6-adenosine-methyltransferase non-catalytic subunit. Gene Ontology annotation, molecular function: mRNA binding. Lineage: Eukaryota; Metazoa; Arthropoda; Insecta; Diptera; Culicidae. Gene Ontology annotation, cellular component: RNA N6-methyladenosine methyltransferase complex; nucleus. The transcript is spliced from 3 exons. The coding region runs from base 57 to 1235 and encodes 392 amino acids. The record is from RefSeq and is a predicted model, not a curated record.